AUGUACCACCAAGAUCUUACCAAAGAGCUGAAGGAGAUCGACGACCAAAAGAUUUGGUGUGCAGGAAAUGUUGUGUGGUCGCUGCACCCUAAUGACAAGGCUGAGGCCCGACUCAUGGGAGAGGUUUGGCCUUAUUUUCACUUUUGUGCUGCGUACACCAUGCUGUGCCUAUCUUCUGCAACAGCUGCACCCUCCCAGUACCUAUCUACAUACACUCAUGUCAUACCUCCCGAUCCCUCUAUAGACAUGCAUUUCAGGAAUGGGUGUAGUGUGGUUGUGAUCAAAACGGAAGGCAUCCACUGUGCAAUCUGCAAUAUGUCAUCAAUUAUCUUCAAUUUCGUACUUUUGACAUUUACGUUCAAUAGCAUGGAUGCGUCUUCUUCCUCUUCGGUGCAGAAAGUGCUCGGCUACUAUGUGUGA
Suillus plorans is the source of this 420-nucleotide messenger RNA. RefSeq lists its product as uncharacterized. The coding region runs from base 1 to 420 and encodes 139 amino acids. The transcript has 5 exons. NCBI's taxonomy places the organism in Eukaryota, Fungi, Basidiomycota, Agaricomycetes, Boletales, Suillaceae. The record is from RefSeq and is a predicted model, not a curated record.